CUCAAGUCCCAUUCUUACAUUAAUUUGAUUCCCUUUAAAAAUACUAGUGAUCGAUCACAAAGUCAAACAGCUGCUAACCUUAUCUUCUUCGUCUUCUUCACUUCAAGAACCAGACAGUAAUUAAUGAUCAUGGCUCAAGACAUGGAGGAUUGGAGUUUGCAGGCCAUAGUCAGAGGAUCAAGUGGUGAUUAUUCCAAGAUUGUGGAUAUUAAUGAUAUGGACGGUCUGGAUUCGUCUUUCGACGUCUCGGAAACUUGUCAUCAUCAUCAGAAGUUUGAUCUCGCCAGUUUUCCUGAAUUUUUCGAGUUACCGACGGGGUUUAGAGACGAAUUAGAAGAGCUUUACAAGCCGUUUUAUCCGGUUGCGGGUUCGGAUCCUGCUAAGACUACAACUGUUCUUGACUUUCAAGAACAGCUGCCGCAGGAGGUUAGUUCCGAGGAUAAGCUGGGUCCGGGACGAUCUGAUCAUUCGUCCGGGGCUGGUUUGCCGAGUAGGGUUACGGCUGGAUAUACACCAAAAUACAAGAGAAGGAAGAAUCAGCAUAAAAGAGUGGUGAUUCAGGUUUCUGCUGAGGGUCUUGCUUCUGACAUGUGGGCUUGGCGCAAAUAUGGCCAGAAACCUAUCAAGGGCUCACCCUAUCCAAGGAGCUAUUACAGGUGUAGCAGCUUAAAGGGUUGUUUGGCAAGGAAGCAAGUUGAACAAAGCUGCGCGGAUCCAGGAAUGUUUAUCAUAACCUACACGGCGGAGCACAGCCACAGCCAGCCAACCAGGCGGAAUUGCUUGGCUGGUACAGUCAGGCAGAAAUUCCCAUCCCGGGCAAAGAGCCCGACUAGCAGGAGGGUCAAACAAGAAACAACUGAUCAGGAAUCGACCUCGUCGGGUUCUCCAAAAACCCCUCAGCAGGUUUCAUCCACUGAAGUCGCGUUUGCAGGUGCAAGAGUCAAAGAAGAGAACUGUAGAGAGGAAACAGAAGCACGAGGUAAGGGAGAAAGCCCUGAAAGCUAUGACGAUUUUAUCAUGUCCGACUUUGUGUUCAACGAGGAUUUCUUUUCGGGCUUCGAAGAUUUUGAUGGAAUUUUCACGGACCUGCCUGUCUGCCAGAAUUCUGCGCAACAGUUUCCCGUAAGAUCGUGCACGUAGCUGAUUUUAGGAAAUUGUGGGACCCUAAUUCAUCUAGGAUACAUGUUUGUACCUUAGGAUACGCAAUUGCUUCAAAUGAAGCUUUGAAUUUUGUCCAUGAUCAGUUGCGUAUAUACCAUUUCAGUUUCAUCAGAACUAUACAGAGUGGAAACAAGACAAUCCAUGUGAUGAACAUUAAUCUGUUAGUACGCUGUUUUUGUUAAUGCAGAAUCAAUGAUUUUCGUAAGCAGAUAACUAGAACUAGUAGUUUUUUGGAUGUAAGUAUGUCUCAGACAUCCAUGUAUGUUAGUUACUGGUUUCUUACAGGUAAACAUCUAGCUUAAUUCUA
Sesamum indicum (sesame) is the source of this 1468-nucleotide messenger RNA. Its product is annotated as putative WRKY transcription factor 29. The record is from RefSeq and is a predicted model, not a curated record. Lineage: Eukaryota; Viridiplantae; Streptophyta; Magnoliopsida; Lamiales; Pedaliaceae. Gene Ontology annotation, molecular function: DNA-binding transcription factor activity; transcription cis-regulatory region binding. Gene Ontology annotation, biological process: regulation of DNA-templated transcription. Gene Ontology annotation, cellular component: nucleus.